Messenger RNA from Porites lobata, 4184 nucleotides. The record is from the annotation of a GenBank genome assembly. Lineage: Eukaryota; Metazoa; Cnidaria; Anthozoa; Scleractinia; Poritidae.
AUGGCCCUGCAGCCUUAUCGGGAAGAGGAUUUAAACUAUUUUAAAUUCUCGUCCCUUGUGCUCAACGAAUUUCCAAGAACCUUGAGAAAGACGUUUAAAACGAUGUGGGACAACUCUUAUGGACAUCGCCCAGGUUUCCAGCUCUGGGAUGAUUCUAAUGCUGUAAGAAAUUUGUUUGGUUCGAUAGAAGGUGACAGAAACAAAGUACCUGUUCAUCAGUCUUAUAACGAAUGGGAUUGCACUGCUUUGUUUCAAGCCACUCUCUACUCGAGGGCCUUCGCCUUACAUCACGGAACGCUAAAUGAUUUGUAUAUCAAGCCACGUGGACUUUCACAUGGCCAUUUUCACGCAUCAGUGGUGAGCAAGGCUGGAGACAACGCAGAAACCUGCGCACUAGCGAUCGAUCAGCUUCGUAUUUUGAGAAAUUCCCUCUGUCACUCGACCAGUUCUAAGAUGGAAAAAGUGUUAUUCGACAAAUGCGUCCAACACGCCAAAGAUGCUUUCCUCGCCCUUGGAGUUUCAACAUCUCCAAUUGACGUAGUUGUUAGUUUAACGGAAUCAGACUUUCCGACAAUUGAAGUUCGUAGACUUGAGCGAAUGAUUAGAGAAGCAAAUUCGGCGCACAUCAAACUUCUUGAAAGCAUAACGCAAAAUACUGCUGACAAAGAUGAUGUCAAAAUGUUGGCGGAAAAAAUGGAAGAGCUUAAGACUUUGCAAGACAAGGGUGCUAUUCCUUCAAUGCCAGGUAGGGUAAGUCAUAGUGAACUCCAGAAAAAUCAAAGAAUGACUGGGUUUGUGAAGCCUAGUUCAGCUCUUGGAAUUUACUGAGAGUAGGAUAACUGUCAGCUUUGAAAACUAAGCCCGUCUCCUUGUUAAAACCAACCAAUUUCUGUACUAGGCUUUGAUAGAUAUUUUAAGUGAACGUGCGUGCACUCAUGAUAGCUUAUUCAACGGCAACAGAAGCUUCAACCUUAAAUCAGUCGCUUAAGAAUAUUGUUUAGGCGAAUUUAGUUCCUUGAACUGAGAUAAGAUAAAGUAAUGAGAAAAUGCAGGCUACCAGAGUUCCAAGAGUAUAUCAAGCUGUAUGGCCACAAUUUCUUGUUUUUGAACGUCUGUAGUGGCGAGUAGGGAGGGGGAGAGACAGAAGUAUCUGGAAGCUGCCACUUAACGAACCCAGGUACCAGGGGUCAGGACGUCGGACUCGCAUAAUUAGGCGGUCCCGGGUUCGAGUCCAGUCGCGUCCACUCGCUGUCCUCGGACACACUUGUAAAAGUUCUACCUGUUAAGGUUUUCAAUUCUGUCAUGUUCUAUUUGAAUUAUUUGUUUCUAAGUAUUUGAGUGGAGUGCUUGUGAAGUAGCUGGAUAAACUAAGUGCAUGCACUUUAAACUAUAAACAAACCUAACCACUUGAUUGUAUUUUUAAGCAUCUAAAUGUAAUCUCAGUGUAAUCUCUGUAUCCACAGCUCGUCUUCGACUGCUGAUUGAUUGUGAAGAAUUGAUUGGACUUUGUCCACAGGAGGGAGUUUCAAGUGCAAUCGUUACCCAGAGGGCAGACCAAGCAAUGCUCCAAGGAUCCGCAGUUGUAUCGACCACCUCUGCUAGCCCCGGGACUGUGGCCGAGGCAUUCCAAAAGAGGGAAAACACAGAGGCAGAAGAACCAAAGGAACCGAAGGGAGCGGCCCAAGGGGAGGCAGUGGUUAUAAAUGGCUUGGGGCAAGAAAAGAUUGGAAAUGGAGCUGUUCCCUCCCCACAAGACAUUCUGAGUUCUAUCGCGUCAAAGUACCUACAGGCACUUAACCCUUCAACAUCGGAGGAGUUUAAUGGUUUUCUUCAGUAUAUGGAAAAGGUGCGUAAAGUUAUUAUUGUGGAUGUUAAGACUGGAAGCUUAAUAGUCAUGGUGGAAUGUAGCUCUCUUCAGGUCCUGGACGAACUCUGGGAAGAUUAUAACACAGGUCAUCUUAGUGGAAUGGUACAGAAAUGCCUUGUGACCCAGGAAAUUCUAGAGGAGUUUGCCCUAGCUGAAGUAAAAAUCACAACAACUAUUAACGAAGAGGAGUACAGAGCAUGCCGCGAGCUAUUCUUGAAUCUUCCAAGUAGGUGUAAAGAUUAUCACACUGUAAUUAGCUAAUAUUAUCUGUCAACCCUCUCUUAUUUUCAUUUGAAACUGGUAGUCUAUGGCUGCAUGAUUCGUGAAAACGUUGAAGAGCCUAUUAAUUAAAACAUAAUUAAGUUAAGCUAAUUUCAAAGUUCUUCACAGGAGUAAAAGAAGAAUUUCCGUGAUUUGAAAACUCGACGAAAACAUAGACUGAGUUGUUUGUGCCCGUCUUCGUUAUGACAUCGACUGCUUCAAAUUCCCAACUCUGAGCACGUUAACAAGUCAAAUGAAGGAAUAUUGAGGGGUGCGAGGAAAUUUUAAUGUACCUAUUUGAUAGAUACAUAAUACGCUAUGCCAGCAGAGAAGGUUUACUGUCUGGGAGGGGACUGUAGGAAUUUCUCACCCCCCCGGAUCCUAGAACUGAUGGUACCAUAUCAUGUCAACGGGGAUUUUAUUAUCCUAUUUUAGGUAGAGUAGGUACCCAAAUUCCCUGUCCUUUUUCAGACCAACUGUGCACCUUGUCGGUUCAAGGCAUUCAGAUAUUGGGGACGGCGCAAAAGAAAAUACGAAGAGGAAGUAAUAUCGAGGGGUGUUCGUCUCUUCCCCUUUUUUUCCUCCGCGCUCCAUUUCGCGCCACUCUCUACUAUUCGAAAGACUAGAGUAGGUUACUAUAAAUAAGAAACUCCAAUGUUUAUACCACUGACCAUUUUCCAAAAAUGAUACGAAAUACUAAACCAUAUUCCUCUAAUUUCUUCACCCUAUUCCGGCCUAAACUGCUGAUGACGGCGGCAUUUUAAUAUCGAUUGUACCCUUUUAUUAUAUCUUUGAAGACAUGAAAGCAUCGCAGCCAAGAAUGGAAAUAGAGGCUGCAAACACCGAUGACAUGUACUACACACUUGGAGUGACACAGCAUAAAAAACGUGAUUUCAAAGCAGCUCUUCAGUUUAAACAGCGUGCGCUGUCCAUACGAAUUAAAUUGUUUGGAGAAGAACACGAAAAAACUGCUGACAUUUGCUUCUCACUCGGGUUAACACAACAUAAACUAGCUGACUUUACAGCAGCUCAUCUGCAUAAAAAACAAGCUCUGUCCAUACGAAUAAGACUGUUUGGAGAAGAAUACAAAACUGUUGCCGACAAUUACCAUUCACUUGGGACGACACAGCACAGACUAGGUGACUCAGUAUCAGCAGUUCAGUCUCACCAGCGCGCAUUGGCCAUCCGUAUGAAACUGUUUGGAGAAGGACACAAAAGCACUGCUGAUAGUUUUAACUUACUUGGGAAAACACAGUAUGAAUUAGGAGAUUUCAGGUCAGCCCUUCAGUCUUACCAGCGUGGGCUGGCCAUCCGUAUUACACUGUUUGGAGAGAAACACAAAAGUACUUUCGAAAGCUACCACUUACUGGGGAUAACACAGCAUCAAUUAGGUGAUUUCAAGACAGCGCUCCAGUCUCACCAGAGCGCGCUGGCCAUCUGUUUUAAACUUUUUGGAGAAGAACACGAAACCAUUGCUGACAGUUACUACCUAAUUGGUAUAACACAGCAAAAAAUGGGUGACCUCCAAUCAGCCCUUCAGUCUUACGAACAAGCCCUGGCCUUCCGUGUUAAACUGCUUGGAGAAGAGAAUGAAAGCACUGCCUACAGUUACCACGCACUAGGGAUAACACAGCAUCAACUAGGUUACUUCAAAUCAGCUCUUCAUUCUCACCAACGUGCGCUGGCAAUCCGAAGUAAGCUGUUUGUAGAAGACAACAGAAGCACUGGCGAUAGCUACUAUUCACUUGGAAUAACAGAAUAUCAACUCGGUGACUACGAAUCAGCUGUUCGGUUCUACGAGCUGGCUCUGGCCAUCUAUAGUCAAUUGUUUGGCGAAGAACACGAAAUCAUCGCUCACAAUUACCACUCAAUGGGGGUAACACAGCAUCAACUAGGUUACUUCAGAUCAGCCAUUUAUUCUCACCAGCGUGCGCUGGCCAUCCGCAAGAAAUUGUUUGGAUUAAAACACGAAAGAACUAGAGAAAGCUACCACUCACUAUGGGCAACACAGUACAAACUCGGUACCAUCAAGCCAUCAGCCUUUACGUUUAACUAA